CCCGGCCCAAAAGCUUUGUGUUUUUACAGAUAUUAGACAUGUUUCUUGUUUAAGAAAAAAAAACUUAACGAAAACGUAGGAGAAUAAGAGAAACAUUUUUCCAAAAAAGAGAAAUCAUUGUGAUGAUUUUAUCUUAUUAGAAUGUUGGAUAAUAUAGUCUGCUUCAUUAAUCAUCAAGCAUGCUAUGCAUUUUCCAUUUUUAUAGGAUCUGUAUCUCAGUUAAGGUAAUACUGGUAAUUUUUGUACUGUAAUCAAAGAUGAAAAAUAUAGGCCAAAAUCAUAGACCUUGCAUAGAAGCUGGAUAAUGAAGACAACUAUGGAGAAAAACAUAGAUACACACACACGGACACACAUAUAUAUAAAGUAUACACACAUAUAUUUUUUAAAGGUUUAAAGCUUUUAAAGCAAAAGCCGGCCCCUCUUCUCUUCCAGAGUGGGAGGCCUCUCCGCUCUCUUAGAGUGGGUGGGGAGAGCGGUUGCCAUGGGCAGCUUUCCUUGUGAGUCACAGGGCCCUCUGGACACGCUGCUGUCUGGCCACGCCCCCUUGCCCUUUCAUCUUUCUCAUUGACCAAUGGGCUUGGAGCAUUAAGGCCACGCCCCUAUUCCGCAUUCUACUGGGGCCCUGGUUACGCCUCCUCUGGCUCAGUCACACAGCUGUCUGGUAGGUGACUGGAAGCAUUGAUCGGUGCUUACUGAGAUUUUGCUGCUGUGACCCCAACCCUUCCUCCCUCCCCAACCCUUCCUCCCUCCCCAACCUGCGAUGGCAGAAGAAACUCAACACAACAAAUUGGCUGCAGCCAAGAAAAAGUUAAAAGAAUAUUGGCAGAAAAACAGCCCUAGAGUUCCAGCAGGAACCAACAGGAACCGAAAAACAAAUGGCAGUAUCCCUGAGACAGCCACUUCUGGUGGUUGCCAGCCACCUGGGGAUUCAGCGACAGGUUUCCACAGGGAAGGCCCUACAUCAUCUGCUACCCUGAAAGAUCUGGAGAGCCCGUGCCAAGAACGAGCAGUAGUCCUGGAUUCAACGUCCGUCAAAAUCAGUCGGCUGAAGAAAACCAUCAAAUCUUUGAAACAACAGAAGAAGCAAGUGGAACAUCAGCUGGAAGAAGAAAAGAAAGCAAACAACAACAGACAGAAAGCCGAAAGGGAGCUACAGGGUCAAAUCCAGACAUCGAUCAUACAGAAGGAAGAACUAAAUACAGACCUGUACCACAUGGAACGUUCUCUCAGAUACUUUGAAGAAGAGUCCAAGGACCUGGCUGUCCGCCUGCAACAUUCAAUGCAGUGUGAAGGAGAGUUAGAGAGGAUUCUCUCUGCUGUCAUCGCCACAGAGAAGAAGGCGGCAAACCAGUUGUCCAGCCGCAGCAAAGCACGUACGGAGUGGUGGUUAGAGCAGUCCGUGCGGGAGCAGGCACUACUGAAAGUGCAGCUGACACAGUUGAAGAAGUCAUUUGAACAAGUCCAAUUAGAAAAAGAUGAGUAUGCUGAUCGUAUAAAAGGAGAGAGGGCCCUGUGGCAGCAGAGGAUGAGAAAAAUGUCGCAGGAGGUUUACACACUGAAGACAGAGAAGGAGCAUUAUACUCAUCGGGUAGAGGAGCUGGAGAGGAGCUUGUCCGAACUUAAAAACCAGAUGGCUGAACCCUUGCCCCCGGAGCCCCCAGCAGUGCCCUCUGAGGUGGAGCUGCAGCACCUGAGGAAGGAACUAGAGAGAGUGGCAGGAGAGCUCCAGGCCCAGGUCAAAAACAAUCAGCACAUAAGUCUCCUGAACCGGCGACAAGAAGAGAGGAUUCGGGAGCAGGAAGAGAGGCUUCGGAAGCAGGAGGAGAGGCUUCAGGAGCAGCAUGAGAAGCUUCAGCAGCUGGCCAAGCCACAGAGCGUCUUUGAGGAGCCGAACAAUGAGAACAAGAGCGCACUGCAGUUGGAGCAGCAAGUAAAGGAGCUACAGGAGAAGCUUGGUGAGGUGAAGGAGACGGAGCGCCUGGAAGCUGCCAGCCAGCAGAACCAGCAGCUAACAGCCCAGCUGAGCCUCAUGGCUCUCCCUGGGGAAGGGCACGGAGGAGAACAUCUGGACAGUGAGGGGGAGGAGGCACCUCAGCCCGUGCCGAGUGUCCCAGAGGACCUGGAGAACAGGGAGGCCAUGAGCAGCUUUAUGGACCACCUGGAGGAGAAGGCAGACCUGAGUGAGCUGGUGAAGAAAAAAGAACUUUGCUUCAUCCACCACUGGCGAGAGAGAUGCCAUCAGAAAAUCCAUCACCUUUUAUCAGAACCAGGGGGCCGUGCCAAAGAUGCGGCACUGGGAGGAGGACACCAUCAGGCUGGAGCUCAGGGAGGAGAUGAAGGUGAAGCUGCUGGAGAUGCAGCAGAUGGUAUUGCGGCUUCCAGCAACUACAACAAUGGGCACAGAAAAUUCCUGGCCGCUGCCCAGAACCCUGCUGCUGAGCCCAGUCCAGGAGCCCCAGCCCCCCAAGAGCUUGGGGCUGCAGACAAGCAUGGUGAUCUUUGUGAGGUGAGCCUCACCUCCUCUGCCCAAGGAGAGGCCAGGGAGGAUCCUCUCCUUGACAAGCCUACUGCACAGCCGAUCGUGCAGGACCACCAGGAGCACCCAGGCUUGGGCAGCAACUGCUGUGUGCCGUUCUUUUGCUGGGCUUGGCUGCCAAGAAGAAGGAGAUAAACAUCACCAUCAUCAAAAAGCUGCUCAAGAAAUUUUUAAAUAGGAAACCAAGUUAUGGGGUUAAUCUCCUACACAAUUCAUUUACUUCCUUUGAAUGUUAGAGUCACUCAUGAUUAUUUGUGUUUCUAAUUUAUAGUUUAAGUUUAUUCGUAAAAAGUUGAAAGAGAGUGGGUCUCUGUGGCUCUCACUGAUGUUCACUCUGGCAUCCUUUAGCAUUUUUCUUUUUUAAUUUCAUAAUUGUAGGUCAUUAGCAUGCAUAUCGAGUUUGCCCUUACGUGGUGGGAGUUCAAACACACAAAGACCCACCCUUUGCCCAGAACUGUUCUCGCUGGUUUGGAAUAGGCUGCCAUGCUUUUUUAAUGUUAUUGCAGCAUGUAUAUUCACUACAGCAUUCAGACAAAAUUUGCCUAUGUUCUGCUGUUGUUUGAUCUAAUCUUAAUCACAGUGAGCUCUUCGUUAGCUCAAUAUGUAGUUUGCCCCCAAGUGUGCACCGUUUAUUACUUUGUAAUAUGCCACUAUGAGUACUGACAUUUAGAGUUGUUUAAAGGCCAAGAACUGGAAACAGCCUUUCCUCCAUUUUCUGUGUAUUGGUGAUGGGAGUGAAACCUUUUGGGGGAGCUUUUUAAAUCUCACAGAAGAGGAAAGUGGCCUCCUCUGGCAGGUAUGUCCAGGAUAGAGUGUGUUUCAUCUGUUCCGGUGCCAGGAAUUAGCGGUGUAUUAUGGUGGUUCCCUUAGGAUUUGUAUGUGCUCUGGGCUCAUGAAGAUAUUGCAUCAUGAGCUGCAGCAGUUGCACUCUUUUUCGAUGACCUAAAAAGGGCUUAUUUCUGAGGAAUGAAAGGUUCCCAUCAUUGGCUGUGGAUGUGGAAAACCUUUCCUAGCUUAGAGCAUUUGUAUCUACAAUACAUUUUAAAGUCAGAGUUCAUGUUACCUGUUUUAAUCACAUGACUACAUGCCCCAGUACACAAAAGGGCACUGGUUGGCAUUCCUCUUGAUGUAUUUAGUGAAGAUCAUAAGAAAUCCUUUACGAGCUCAAAUGUCCCUGGAACAGGCAUACAGGCUCUAGUCAAGAAUGAAUUAGAGUGAAGGAAAGCUGUGUGACACCUGGCAUUCCUCUCUGUUCACGGAGAUUCUUUGAGGCUUGAAGAUUGAUUUUACCAUCUAGACCUCUUUGGCUAAUACCUAUUCUUCAGCCACCUUGGUUACUCUGACAUAGGAAUUUACUUCUUUUUCUUUGAAUGGAAAACACUUUAAAAAAUAAUAGAAACAUUAUUAUAAACUAAUAUAUGUGAGAUACUUAGUUGAAACAAAAAGGAGUUUUAGUAGACGGUAUUAUACUAUCUUUGAAAAUCAAGGAGAAGUUUAUGCAACUUAAAAUGUGUACAAACUGCAGUGCAAUCUACUGUUUGUGAAUGUCAAUGUAUUAUCAGGAAAUGUGUCUAUACAAUCACAGAGUUAUAUUUUCUCACAAACUUCUUUACAAAGUGAAAUAUGUUUUUGUACCUCUGGGUUUCAGUCAGGGACAUAUUUUGUACAGUAUUUAUGUGAUUGUGCCUAUGCAUGAUGAAUGAAUGCAUUUCAGUCAUAUAUUGCCUAAAUCAUAACUUGAUGAUGCUUGGGAAAGACUCAACAGUUAAAACUUCAUGAAGUUCUAAUGUCUGUGUUCCAAAACACAUCACAUUGUUAGGAUGCAGGGAGAUAGGUGUGUGUGCUCCCUGCGGUGGGGAUUUCUAGUUACUAGAUCAUCUCCAUUUUUAGCAUUUGGCAUCCUCAUGAUACUUCUAUAAAUAUGACAUUAACAGGAGAGCAACAAUACGAUUUUACUGAUGGAAUAACAGAUUUGCUGGCAUUCACUGAAAGGGUGCCAAUAUUCGGUCCUUGUGACUUCAACUGACUCUUCCAAAUUGUAUGAAUGUAUCAAUGUAUUAGAUAAACCCAGUUUCAGAAUGAUAAAGAAAAAAUGUUAGACCAAAUAAUGCGGCUCAUUAACAGUGGUCCGAUUUCUAGCCCGUGGGUUUAAAAUGCACUUAAAGUCCUGUUCUGGCCUUUUAUUUUCUGAACUUGCCGCUUUUGCAUUCUUUGAGUUCAGUUUAAAGACACUUACUUUAAGAGCAUUUUAAACCCUCGGGCUAGAAAUCGGACCACUGUUAAUCAGCCACAUUAUUUGGUCUAACGUUUUUUCUUUUAUCAUUCUGAAACUGGGUUUAUCUAAUACAUUGAUAAAUUAUUUCAAAGGUACUUUUAUCGUUGAAAUCACUUCACUUUUACCCUGAUAAAUAUCAGUGACUAGGAAUGACCUUCGGAUAGCGUUUAACAUCUGUAACCAAUCUGACAAUAAUGUGUUCAUGAGGUGCCUAUGGAUUAAAUCACACACUGGCAUAUUUAAGCUGAAGGUCAGUCUGGAAAAUGAAUUUACUAUAUUGACUGAAAUACCACUCUUUGUGUAGGCAUUUGUCAUAUAUUUAAGAAAACGCUAAAAAGAAUGGAAAUUGUAUGACAAUAACUUAAGUCUUUCUCCAAAGUGCAUGCAGUCUUUUGCGAUACCUCAUUCAGCCGAGUAUUUGUGCUCUUCCUCAUUCAGUAUAAGGCAGCUUUCAGUUUGCUUAGAAGGCAACAUUGGAAUGUUAGAGUUCAUCAGAAACAUAAAUUUUAAAAUGUGAGUUCCACUGAAUACAUUUUAAUUUCUGUAGGAAGAAUCAAAACACCUAUUUAAAGAUGGCAAUAUAUAAUAAUCAUUUUAAAAGUAUUUGAUUAAACCUGAUAAUUUUCCAGAAAUGAAAAAAAAAAUCAGCUCUAAAACAAAAGCUGAUUUUAGAAAAUUUGAAAAUGUAAAUCAGCCCUAUCCAUAAUAUAGUUUCUCUAAAACUUUAUCUUAAAGAGUCAUUUUAAAAUAAUAUAACUAUUAAAAAAUGUAACUGCUAUCUUAAUGUUCUGAAAUAAUUGAAAACAUUUUAAAAUAUGAAUACUGUAGUAUAAAAGAAAGAAAUGGUGGGAACGAAAAGCAGAGAAAGAAAUGCCAAUUCCAGUCCAAAGUUUUAUUUGCCAAGUUUUCUUAGAAUGAAUUUUAUCAGUUUAUGAAUUAUUGUAAACAGAAUGUGUCAUGGAAAUACUGAAAGAUUUUUCCCUAGAGUGGCCUUAUUGACUGCUGGUGUGAUGCCACUGUAAUGUAAUAAAUUAUUAAGUUGUUUCAA
Gorilla gorilla gorilla (western lowland gorilla) is the source of this 5859-nucleotide messenger RNA. RefSeq names its product golgin subfamily A member 8N-like. The record is from RefSeq and is a predicted model, not a curated record. Lineage: Eukaryota; Metazoa; Chordata; Mammalia; Primates; Hominidae. The coding region runs from base 761 to 2671 and encodes 636 amino acids. Gene Ontology annotation, molecular function: protein binding. The transcript has 19 exons. Gene Ontology annotation, biological process: Golgi organization. Gene Ontology annotation, cellular component: Golgi apparatus; Golgi cisterna membrane; Golgi cis cisterna.